AUGGUCGUGCCUGGAGACCUGGAAGACUGGGAGAGGGAAGUGAAGAAACAACAGGAUGACCUCUCUCAACAGGAAGACAAUGAUCCCCCAAAAGAAUAUGAUGCUGGGCAGUUUGCAGGCCUUCUCCAUGGAUCUUCUCCAGCGUGUGAGUCCCCUGAAAAUCCCUUUCAUCUGUAUGGGAAAAGAAAUCAAUGUGAAGAUGGACAAGACGAAGCCAGUUUGGCAAAUAGUCCUUUGCCUUUCAAACAGACUCCCAUAGAAAGUAACUCAGAGCCUUUGGUAAAGAAAGUUAAACCCAAAGUGGUCAGUAGGACAAUUUUCCACAAAAGAAGCCACCAGCUCGAGAACCAUACCAUUGUUGGAACAAGAACGUCUAGAAGCGGAUCCCGCACUGGUGACCAGUGGGGUGUGAAUACAGGGGGCUUUGUGGAGAGAGCGUGUACUCUGGGGAGAAUAAGGUCAUUGCCUAAAGCCCUGAUCGACAUGCACUUAUCCAAAAAUGUCUCUAAGUCUGAUUCCGAUCUGAUUGCCUACCCUUCAAAGGACAAAGCGAGAGUUAAUUGGAGUGAGUCAUCUACGACUGAACGCAGUUCUAAGGACAAUUCUGAGAGGACACCUUCCUUCACGUCUGAAUGGGAAGAAAUCGACAAAAUAAUGAAUUCUAUUGAUGUUGGAAUCAACAGUGAACUUGAAGAGAUGAAUGGUGAGAACAUGAGUAAUAAACUCUCUUCUACUCUAUGA
This is a messenger RNA of Peromyscus eremicus (cactus mouse), 741 nucleotides long. RefSeq names its product ankyrin repeat and sterile alpha motif domain-containing protein 1B-like. The record is from RefSeq and is a predicted model, not a curated record. Lineage: Eukaryota; Metazoa; Chordata; Mammalia; Rodentia; Cricetidae. The coding region runs from base 1 to 741 and encodes 246 amino acids. The transcript has 3 exons. Gene Ontology annotation, cellular component: cytosol.